CUGCCAAUAGGUCUCAUCCCAACAUCCAGUCUCACUAUUCACUGGGCCAAGAAGCACCGAAGCACACCUCCACAUAGUGCUGCUUCCUGAGUCUCUGCAUUUUGCAAGGCAUCCAUUCUCUACCGGACCCCUUGAAUAUCCCCAGGGCGCCAAUUCGAAUUCUCUGCCGUCAACAUGCAUCUGAAGCAGCAGGAGGGCUCCGGCACGCCGGCCGAGGCUCACUCUGGCGAGCAGUUCAAGAAGUUCUCUUCCAGCCUGCCUCUCGGCCAGCCCGUGCCACUGUCCCAGAUCUCCGGCCCCACCUAUGUCACCGCACAGCUCCUGGUCCAGCAGGUCGCCUACAAGCUGUCGGACAAGAUCUUCUCCUACUCCCCCGAGACAUUCGACCUCGACGUCGCCGUCAGCGAGUGGUCCCGCAGCAAGGAUGUCAACAUCCACGGCUAUCCCACCUCCGUCCUGCCGUUGCAGACCCGGACCGGUGCCGGCGCCUUUGCCCUGGGCUACAUGUUCUCCGAGGAUUUCGACCUGAGCAAGAGGCACAUCCCUCAGACCCUCCUGGCCCCCUCCCUGAGCCUGAGCAGCCUGCGGUCGUCGCUUGACCAGCUGUCUCUGCUCUACAGCGUCGCAAGCCCCUUUGUUGCGCACAUUGCCGCUGUUGACUACUCCGCCGAGAACGGCCUGGUCUCAGAGUACGGACGUGCCCUGCAGAUUGCAGACGACCUUGGCCUUGGCCUCGUCAGCAGCUCUUCCGCCUACGAGACCCAGCACAUGUCUCUGCUGUCCACCCUCCUGGCCUCCAUCCUGCCGACCCUGCAUGUCUAUGAUGGUGUGCGGACCUCCCGGGAGACAUUGAGGGUCAUCGAUGCCCUCAGCGAGGUUGGCAUCCGUGAGCUCUACACCAGCUUGUCCAAGCACGUGCAGGGCCUGAACACCCAUCUCGAUACUGCCGGCAAGGUGCUUGACCUUCUCAACGCCUUCAACAGCGAGCUCGGCACCGACUACAAGCCUUUCGAGUACUUCGGAGACGAGAACGCCGACACGGUCAUUGUGGUGUUUGGCAGCGUCGAGUCCCAAAUCGCCAACCAGAUCAUCUCCCAGCUGGCCGCUGAGGGUAAGAAGGUCGGCGCCAUCAACGUCCGCCUCUACCGGCCAUUCGUGGAGGACGCGUUCCUGAACACCCUCCCUGCAUCUGUGCGCGAGGUCGCCGUGCUCGGCCAAGUCCGAGACAACACCGAGGUCGAUGAUGCAGCCAUCCAGUCAAUCCUCUACUCGGACGUGCUCACUGCUGUUUCAUUCUCCAGCAGGUGGGCCCAGACACCCGCUGUCACCGACCUCAAGUACGCUGCGUCUGAGGCCCUGACGCCGUCCAGCUUCCGCUCCACCAUCCAGAAGUUGAUCAGCAAGGAUGGUGACCUGCCCACCAAGACUUCCACCCUGAACAGCCAGGUCGAGCAGUACACUUUCUGGGACCUUGACAACUCCGUUGCCCUCCACGCGCCCGCAGUGGUUGGCAAGUCUUUCACUCGUGAGUCUUCUGACAACAUCUAUGUCCACGAGACCUACGACAACCUGGUCCGUGGCGGCGUUAUCCGCACCGACAUCCGGAGCUCGAAGAAGACGAUCGAGGCUCCGUACGCUAUCAACGAGGCCGAUGUCGUGUACGUUGGUGAGGAGAAGCUGCUCGAAAAUGUCGACGUCCUCAACGGUCUCAAGUCUGGCGGCAGCCUGCUUCUGAGACUCCCCGCCCUGAAGGACGAGGAACUCGAGAAGAGGGUUUCUCCUGCGGUCAGGAAGAACAUCCAGGAGAAGUCCCUGAAGCUCUUCGUCCUCGACUCCUCAUUCUCUCCAGCCCUGGAGAAUGAUCUGGAGCUCCUGGUCGAGCUGGCGUUCCUGCGCGUUGCCCGGCCCGACGGUGUCAUUGACGCCGCUAAGAACCUGUCUGCUCCUCGCGAGGGCACAAUCCAGGAGUGCAAGGAUGCCCUGAACCAAUGCCUGCGCCAAGUCGAGGUUCCAGCCUCGUGGGCCGAGCUUCCCUCCGACUACACCUUCCCCGAGCUCACCUCCGGGGUCAAGACCACUGGCUUCACUGGAUUCAGCAAGGAGGAGCCCGAGCAAGACCUGCAGCUCAGCAGCUGGGAGUCUGCCGCCAAGGCUCUCGCCUUCAAGGAGGCCUAUGCCACCCAGGCCAGCCUGCGCCCUGACCUGACCGUCAAGACAUACACGGUCCACGUCAAGGAGAACCGCAGACUGACCCCCGACGCCUACGAUCGAAACAUCUUCCACAUCGAGUUCGACCUGGGUGACUCUGGUGUCACCUACAACAUUGGUGAGGCCCUCGGCAUCCACGCCGACAACGACCCCGAGCAGGUCCUGGACUUCAUCAAGUCCUACGGCCUCAACGCCGACGAGCUCGUCCAGGUGCCCUCGCGCGAGGACCCCAGCGUCCUCGAGACCCGCACGGUGUACCAGUCCCUGGUGCAGAACUUCGACAUCCUGGGCAAGGUUCCCAAGCGGGCCUACGAGCAGCUCGCCGAGUUCGCGACCGACGAGGUGGAGCAGAAGAAGCUGGCUGCCCUGGGCGGCAAGGACGGCGCCGAGGAGUUCAAGCAGCGCUCCGAGAUCGACAUGGUGACGUACGUGGACGUCCUCGAGGAGUUCAAGUCUGCGCGCCCAUCGCUGCAGGACCUCGUCAAGAUCGUUGCCCCGCUCAAGCGCCGCGAGUACUCGAUCGCGUCGGCGCAGGCCGUCACGCCCAACUCGGUGUCGCUGAUGAUCGUCGUCGUCGACUGGGUCGACAGCAAGGGCCGCACCCGCUACGGCCAGGCCACGCGCUACCUGUCGCAGCUGCCGGUCGGCACCGCCAUCACCGUCAGCGUCAAGCCGUCCGUCAUGAAGCUGCCCACCAAGGACACGGCGCCGCUGAUCAUGGCCGGCCUGGGUACCGGUCUCGCGCCCUUCCGCGCCUUUGUCCAGUACCGCGCCAUGCAGAAGGCCCAGGGCAAGGAGAUCGGCGCCAUCCUGCUGUACCUCGGCUCCCGCCACCAGCGCGAGGAGUACCUGUACGGCGAGGAGUGGGAGGCGUACCUCGACGCCGGCGUCAUCACGCUGCUGGGCGCCGCCUUCAGCCGUGACCAGCCCCAGAAGAUCUACAUCCAGGACCGCAUGCGGCAGACCCUGGACUCGAUCGUCAAGGCCUACAUCGAGGAGGAGGGCUCGUUCUACCUGUGUGGUCCUACCUGGCCCGUUCCCGACGUCACCGAGGUGCUGCAGGAGGCCAUCGCCGCUGAGGCGAAGAGCGCUGGCCGCAAGGUUGACCCCAGGAAGGAGAUCGAGAGGCUCAAGGAGGAUGGACGAUAUGUGCUCGAGGUGUACUAAAUGGGAAUUUUAU
Diaporthe batatas is the source of this 3388-nucleotide messenger RNA. Its product is annotated as sulfite reductase subunit alpha. Gene Ontology annotation, cellular component: cytosol. Gene Ontology annotation, molecular function: sulfite reductase (NADPH) activity; FMN binding; flavin adenine dinucleotide binding. The record is from RefSeq and is a predicted model, not a curated record. Lineage: Eukaryota; Fungi; Ascomycota; Sordariomycetes; Diaporthales; Diaporthaceae. The coding region runs from base 175 to 3375 and encodes 1066 amino acids. The transcript has a single exon.